UGUGUCCAUUUUCGGGAUUUAUUGUCAGUAGCGAUUGGUCAGGUCAUCUAACGUACUGUUAGAUGAGCCAAUCAUAAUUUCUCAUAACAGAGUCUUCCUGAAAUGUCUAAUUUGUAAUCUUACAUCACGUGCGUCUCACGUGUUGAAUUUAACGGCAUAACCUCAAAACUUGUUUAUGGGUAGGAAACAGGUAAUUAGAAAAAAAAUAAACAUGACCCACAAAGAACAAGAACGUUAUUUUCUAAUUGAUUGUUUUUCACGUGAUGGGUACUUUUAUAUUCAAAGAAAAGAGAACUUAUUAGUUACUGAUGAUUCGGACAUAAAGAUUGGGUCAAAAGUGCAGUUCAUUUACAACGAAGAGAAAGAAGUUAGAAAGGAAGAACCGAAAAUUAACAAAGAAAAUAAAAUUCGAAUUGGAAAAAUUAUAAUGGAAUCAGAUAAUACAUUAAAUUUAGAAAAAGAAAUGGAAAGAAGAAAAAAUGAAAUUAAAAGAAAAAAAAUGACUAAAGAGGAAGCAUUAGAAAAUGAAAAGGAAGAACACGAGAGAAAGAGAUUAAAAUAUAUUCAAAAAUCAAGAGAAGGAAAUGUUGCCAUGGCAAUUGAGUUAGAAAAAAAAUUAAACUUGGAAAAUAAAAUAAAAGAAAAUUUAAAAGCAUCGAUUUCCAACACUAGCAAGAUUAAUGAAUCAAUUUUAGAAAUUAAGCAAGAUCUUGAGGAUGCAAAUAUUUAA
This is a messenger RNA of Leptopilina boulardi, 730 nucleotides long. RefSeq lists its product as uncharacterized. The coding region runs from base 176 to 730 and encodes 184 amino acids. The transcript has 3 exons. NCBI's taxonomy places the organism in Eukaryota, Metazoa, Arthropoda, Insecta, Hymenoptera, Figitidae. The record is from RefSeq and is a predicted model, not a curated record.